UUAAGAAAAUGGGUGGACUCUCUAUUACCUUAUACCUUAUAUUUAUAUUUUAUGUCGCUUGGACAGUAGGACUUCCAAAAUGUUCGGAUACGUGCCCUGCCGAGACAUCGGAUCUGUGUGUUGAAAUAAAAGAUUCCAGCGGAAAGGUGUUUAAGUGUGCGACAAUGGGUCCGACGACCGAUGUGAAAAAUCAUAUUGAGAGUAGAACCCAGAGCAAGCAAGAGAAGAGUUAUGAUUUCCUAAUAAAACCUACUAGAACGCAAAGAAUUCGGAAUGAAGAAGGAAAGAGAUUUAAGAGAUACAGACGCUCAAUAAAGAGGGAAGAGAAUUUGCAACUGGAUAUGGGUCUAUGGGCACUCGGAUUAGGCAAUGAAACAGAUGGCAAAGAACCAAUUAGUAACGGUUGGAGAAGUAUUGAGCAGCAGCGAGCAGUGAGUAGUGGUGAAGACGAGGACUGGGGUCGUCUGGACAUCAGAGCUCAAAAGAAGGAAGAGACUACUUACUUGUACGAUUUCCUAAUAAAACCUACUAGAACUCAAAGAAUCCGGAAUGAAGAAGGGAAGAGAUUUAAGAGAUACCGACGUUCAUUGAAGGAGGGGGAAGAAAAUUUGAGGCUGGAUAAAGAGUUCCUUGACCCAGUUCCGGCGUUGCGCCGUACCAAGCGGUCCUGCCGCGCCCUGUGA
Molecule: messenger RNA, 683 nt
Organism: Cydia splendana
Lineage: Eukaryota; Metazoa; Arthropoda; Insecta; Lepidoptera; Tortricidae
Exons: 6
Coding region: 9-683 (224 amino acids)
Source: RefSeq, a predicted model, not a curated record